Molecule: messenger RNA, 915 nt
Organism: Limanda limanda (common dab)
Lineage: Eukaryota; Metazoa; Chordata; Actinopteri; Pleuronectiformes; Pleuronectidae
Gene: hmx3a
Product: H6 family homeobox 3a
Exons: 2
Coding region: 1-915 (304 amino acids)
Biological process (GO): regulation of transcription by RNA polymerase II
Cellular component (GO): nucleus
Molecular function (GO): DNA-binding transcription factor activity, RNA polymerase II-specific; RNA polymerase II transcription regulatory region sequence-specific DNA binding
Source: RefSeq, a predicted model, not a curated record
AUGCCGGAGACAACGCCAGAAACGUGCGCUCCGGCCAAGGACUCGCCUUUCUCCAUCAAGAACCUGCUGAGCUGUGACAGCAAGUCGUCCAAACCCAGCAGGCCCGUGCUGGCGGCCACCAAGGCGGCCCUGGAGGGGGGGUUCUCCUUCUCCCAGGUCGGGGACCUGCACUUCCCACGCUUCGACCUGCCCGCGCAGAGGUUCAGUCUCCCGGCUCACUACCUGGAGCGCACCUCGGCGUGGUGGUACCCGUACACCCUGGGCUCGGCCGCCCACCUGCACAGAGCUGAAGUCACCCACAAACUAGGCGCCAGAGACUCCUCUCCAGCCUCGGGCACGGACAGAGACUCCCCGGACCUGGUGCUCAAAUCCGAGCCGGACGCCAAAGACGACGAGGAGGACGACGAGCACAACCACAGCAAGAGCGGCGACGAGAUCAUCCUGGAGGAGAGCGACACGGAGGAGGCCAAGAAGGACGAGCUGGAGGAGUGGAAGAAGAGGGACGACGACAAGAAGCCGUGCCGCAAGAAGAAGACCCGCACGGUGUUCUCCCGCAGCCAGGUGUUCCAGCUGGAGUCCACCUUCGACAUGAAGCGCUACCUGAGCAGCUCGGAGCGGGCCGGCCUGGCCGCGUCCCUGCACCUGACGGAGACCCAGGUGAAGAUCUGGUUCCAGAACCGGAGGAACAAGUGGAAGCGGCAGCUGGCCGCGGAGCUGGAGGCCGCCAACCUGAGCCACGCCGCGGCGCAGAGGAUAGUGCGGGUGCCCAUCCUGUACCACGAGAACUCUAGCGGGGAGAGCCUGGGCUCCGGGGGCAGCGUGCCCGUCAGCCAGCCGCUGCUCACCUUCCCGCACCCCGGCGUCUACUACUCGCAUCCCCUCGUCACCUCCGUGCCCAUGCUCAGACCGGUCUGA